AUGGCCGAGGAAUCGUGUGCAAUUAUGGAAAAACCUGAGGUAAUUACAAAAACCGCUGAAGAGCUGUCUAUACAUCAUAAAAAAGAAUUUAAAGAUCUCGAGGUACAAAUUACCAAGCUAAAAAAGACAGUAGCAAAGGGUGAUAAGAAACGCCAAAAAGAAGUUCAGGCUGAAGCGAAUAGAUUGAAAACCGAACUUCUUCAAAGACAACAAAAAGAGAUCCAAGAGCUUAGAGCGAAGGAAAAUGUUGAGACAACAAGUAAUAUCGUUGAACCUACCUUAAAGGAAGACGUUAA
Molecule: messenger RNA, 296 nt
Organism: Dentiscutata heterogama
Lineage: Eukaryota; Fungi; Glomeromycota; Glomeromycetes; Diversisporales; Gigasporaceae
Source: the annotation of a GenBank genome assembly